CCCGCCCAAACUUUUGAAGCGCUCAGCCGCACGGCUGAAAGAGCGCGCCAUGACGACGCAGACCUUGCUGCCGGUUCAGUCGACCCACAGCCGCUGCGGCAAGGGCUGGCCCGCCUUUUGGGUCACCGUGGUCUGCAGCACCGCAGCACUGGUGCUCAACGGCUUGAUUGUGCCGUCCUUGUCGACCGCCUUCUUCAACGGCGGGACAGACCCAUGCAUCGGAGCCCAGCACACCUCAGUGGCGUGCCAGGAGGCCUUGGCCAAAGGUGCCAAGAUUGGCUCUGCUUUCACCCUGGUGGGCUCGGUGGGCGUCUUCUUCUGCAGUCCCUACAUCGCCCUACUCUGUGAUCGCGUGGGCCGAAAACCCAUGAUGACUCUCGGGGUUUGCAUGAACUUCCUUACCACUGCCUCUUUGCUGGCCGUGGAGACCUUGGGCAUCUCACUUUACUUCUACUACUGCUUCAGUGUGCUGAUGGCGAUGAUGUGCGGAACCGUGAUCUUUAGCCUUUGGAUCGCGGACCGCACAUCCCACGCAGAGCGCGUGGCCUUCUUCGCGGCGCUGGCGGCGGCCAUGGACCUCGAGCAGAUCGUGACGCCCCUGGCGGCCUUGGCGGCCUCCAGCAGGAACUGCUUGUUGCUGGCGACAUCUCUGUCCCUGGCCUCCGUAUUGAGCACGGUGUUGGGCAUCCCUGAGUCGAUGGACGAAUCUCAGCGGCGACCUCUGUCUGGCAACUUGCAGCCCUUCAGGCUUCUGAAGGCAUCUGGUCUGAUCAUGCAGAAGAAGUACAGAGGGCUCACCAUCUUGAUGUUGGUGAGCAGCGCCGUGCACGCAGGCUGCGGGGCCAUUUUCAUGUUCUACAUCAAGGCGCACUGGGGCGCCACCAUCCAGGAUGUGGCGCCCAUCAUUUUUCUCAACGGCAUCAGCAACAUGAUCGUGCAGGUCUUCGUGGUGAAGUCCCUGACCAAAUGUCUCUCGGUGAGAGGCAUCAUCCUGGUGGGCUACUUCUUCGGCGCGGUGAAUUGCGCGGUGAUCUCCUUUGUCCCCAACUUCCAUGACCUCUACUUCUUGUCACUGACCACAGGCCUUGGGGUCAUCUUCAACCCCGCCAUCCAGACCAUCUAUUUGAACGCCGCCGGUCCUGAGGAGAUGGGCAAAGUCCAAGGUGCCGUGAACUCGGUGCAGACGUUGACCGGGGGCCUGGGCCCGGUGCUCUUCAGCUCUUUGAUGGUCAGCUUCCAAGCGCCCCACUUCGGCCUCACCAGGACUAUCUAUUGCGUGCCCUACCUUUUGACCAUCUUCUCCAACUUCGUUUGCAGCUUCGCGGUGAGUACCAUGACUCUGCCCUCGCCCGACGAGAGCCCGGAGCACACCACCUCCACCACCUCCUUGCAAUGCGCCUCAUGACACGCGUCUCACGCGUGAGACGGUCCCACCGGAACGCCGGCGAAUGCGCAAAAGACGUAGCGGAAUCGGAAGAGGCA
Effrenium voratum is the source of this 1482-nucleotide messenger RNA. The record is from the annotation of a GenBank genome assembly. Lineage: Eukaryota; Dinophyceae; Suessiales; Symbiodiniaceae.